This is a messenger RNA of Cavia porcellus (domestic guinea pig), 963 nucleotides long. Its product is annotated as olfactory receptor 11H4-like. The record is from RefSeq and is a predicted model, not a curated record. Bases 19 to 963 code for a protein of 314 amino acids. Gene Ontology annotation, molecular function: G protein-coupled receptor activity; olfactory receptor activity. Gene Ontology annotation, biological process: G protein-coupled receptor signaling pathway. Gene Ontology annotation, cellular component: membrane. NCBI's taxonomy places the organism in Eukaryota, Metazoa, Chordata, Mammalia, Rodentia, Caviidae. The transcript has a single exon.
UUUACAGAUUUAGGUACCAUGAACAGAUCAGCAAAACACAUUGUGACGGAGUUUGUUCUCCUGGGAUUCCCUGGUUCUUGGAAGAUGCAAAUUUCCCUCUUCACAUUGUUCUUGGUGGUUUAUGUCUUGACCUUGAUGGGAAAUGGAGCCAUUAUCUGUGCAGUAAGAUGUGACCCACGACUACACACUCCCAUGUACUUUCUGCUGGGAAAUUUUGCCUUCCUUGAGAUCUGGUAUGUUUCCUCCACUGUCCCUAACAUGCUGGCCAACAUGUUCUCCAAGACAAAGGUCAUCUCAUUUUCUGGGUGCUUCCUUCAGUUCUAUUUCUUUUUUUCACUAGGCACAACUGAAUGUCUCUUCCUGGCAGUAAUGGCUUACGAUCGAUAUUUGGCUAUCUGCCACCCUCUGCACUACCCCUCCCUAAUGACCAGGAAGCUUUGUUGCAUGCUGGUGUCCUUAUGCUGGCUCACUGGAUUCCUUGGAUAUUCAAUACCCAUUUAUUUCAUCUCCCUACUUCCCUUUUGUGGUUCUAAUAUCAUUGAUCAUUUCUUGUGCGACAUGGACUCAUUGAUGGCUCUGUCUUGUGCCCCAGCUCCCAUUACUGAAACUAUUUUUUAUGCUCAGAGUUCCUUUGUACUCUUUUUCACUAUUACAUAUAUCCUUAGAUCCUAUAUUCUGCUGCUUAGAGCUGUUCUUCAGGUCCCUUCUGUAUCUGGGCAAAGGAAGGCCUUCUCCACCUGUGGUUCUCAUUUAGUUGUGGUGUCUCUAUUCUAUGGGACAGUCAUGGUGAUGUAUGUGAGCCCUACAUAUGGCAUCCCCACUUUGAUGCAGAAGAUCAUCACACUGGUAUAUUCAGUAAUGACACCUCUCUUUAAUCCCCUGAUCUAUAGUCUUCGCAACAAGGACAUGAAACUUGCCCUGAGAACUAUCCUGUUUGGAAUGAGAACUAGUGAAAAUUCAUAA